AUGAAUAAAGAUGAUGUUAUAAAUUUCUUAUAUCCCACAUCUGAAGAAGAAAAACCUAAAGAACCUGAUGUUUUCCCUGAAUAUUAUGAAGAACGGAUUAAAGAUGAUGAAUAUGAUGAAAUUGAAAGACUGGAAAAAAUAAGAGAUGAAAUAGAUGAAAAAAUUAAGGAAUUAAGAGAAGUUGAAAAAUAUAAUGAGAAUGAAGUAGAGGGUUUAAUGAAUAUCCCAGCUUCAGAAUCAGAAGUUCAAAAAUCUCAUGAAGAAAGAUAUAAAAAUUACUUUUUGGAAUCUACUAAAAAUUUAUUAGAUGGUGAAAUAGAUGAAACACUUUCAGAAGAAGGCACAAAAUUUAUUCAUAAACAUAAGUUACAAUUUAUUGACGAUGGAGAUUAUCCAUGUAUAUUACUUUCACCUCCUCUUGAUUCUGAAAAAUUCAAAAAAGCACUGAAAAAUGUAACAUAUGCAACAAAUACGAUUAAGAAAGAAGACCAUGAUAUUUACACAAAUUAUUAUUUAAAUAAAUGUACAGGUGUUGAUAAAGUUUUUGAUUUGUUAGAUAAAAUA
Trichomonas vaginalis G3 is the source of this 564-nucleotide messenger RNA. RefSeq lists its product as uncharacterized. Lineage: Eukaryota; Parabasalia; Trichomonadida; Trichomonadidae. The transcript has a single exon. The annotation marks the transcript as partial. The record is from RefSeq and is a predicted model, not a curated record.